This is a messenger RNA of Thalassophryne amazonica, 2490 nucleotides long. RefSeq names its product transmembrane protein 160 (gene tmem160). Lineage: Eukaryota; Metazoa; Chordata; Actinopteri; Batrachoidiformes; Batrachoididae. Bases 67 to 708 code for a protein of 213 amino acids. The transcript is spliced from 4 exons. The record is from RefSeq and is a predicted model, not a curated record.
CGGCGGCUUGUCGUUGGCUGUGUGCGAGGGUUCACGCAGGGGUCGUGUUGUGCUUUUGUUUCCAUCAUGGCCUUCGUCAGCCUGUUCGUCAGGAGGCAGCUGCCGCAGACCGGCUCUUACUUCGUCCGGCUGCUGAAGCUCGUCCGGCCUCCGCUGAGGAGACUGCACGGCUCGGCCCGGCAGCGGGUCGGAGACAAAGGCCCGUGGGGGAAGAGCCGCGGGUCCGAGCAGCAGCAGUACCCGCUGACGGAGCUCGAUAAGGCGGACGCACUGAUGCUGAGAAAGUCUCAUGAAACAGGAUUCCUCUCGUGGUUCAGGAAUGGUCUGCUGGCCACUGGAGUCGGAGUCAUCGCUUUUGUCCAGAGUGAAGUGGGCCGAGAAGCAGGAUACGCCUUCUUCAUCCUCGGAGGCGUGUGCGUGUCAUUCGGCGGCGCUACUUACCUCACCAGCCUGUUUGCCUUGCGGAGAAUGAUGCUGCUGUCUGUGCCGGCGUUGCUACUCCACGGCGCGGUGGUGAGCAGCGUCGCCCUCUUCUGGUUGUGCGCCGUGUCGCUCUACAUCGGCCGGCUGGAGGUCGAGAUCAUCCACGAGGAUAACGAAGAGUGUGAAGAAUGCCGAGAGAGACGAGAACGCCGGCGUUACGGCGGCUCCCAUGACAAUGGACACAGUGAUGCUGAAGACAGUAAUGGACGAGGCAAAGACAAGUAGCCUUCACCGUGGGACGGACGGAGAGCGUGAACUGCUUUGUGACAGGGUGAAUUGUGUUAGCAGGCCUGCAUGCGUUCAUAUGUUGGUGCAGUGAGUCUCCCAUAAAUGCAAACUUCUUCUCUACAGGUGUAAAGUUUAUUUUCAAGGUUACAAUAACUUUUAUAUGCUGAGAAUCUUUAAUAAUUUAAGAAUUGUACAGGCCAAAAUAUUUGUCACUGGUAAACCUAAGCUUUGAACUGGUUCAAGGAGCGACAACCAGAAACUUUGCCAUUUUAUAAACCUGCUUUUUCCAGUUAAGGGUCAUAGGGGGUGGAGCCUAUCCUAGCAGCCAUUUGGAGAGAGGCGGGGUCCUUAAUUUAUUACUAAUUAUGUUUUCUGCUUGCAAUGACUUGGUACCGACUUCACUUCUUGUCUUCCUCUGUACGUCUUUAAAUUACGGGGAGAAAUUUACCACUUGCAGACAAUUAUCAAAGUGUGGCAUGUUCUCCCCGUUUACACCAAAUGAGGUAAAUAUUGUGGUUAACCCGAUAUGGUCUUGGAUAUCAACUUCAGUGUUUGAUGGAUAAGCUAACAUGCAAAAAGAAAUAAGUAAGAAAUAGUUAGCUAGCUCCAGUCAGGCUGAGCAGUGCAUCAGCAUAGGCUAGCUUGUUAACUUUGCCGUUAGCAACGGUCUAUAGAAUAAAAUACAGCCUGCAUCAAUAGACAUUUUUUUCUAACAUCUGAAAGAUACAAAUUAUGUCACACAAGCUUACAUGGACCGAGCCAUCUGGCUCAGCAGCAAAAGCUACAGUCCUCACACGACCAUAACAAUAACCCCUAACUAUAACAACGCUGCGCUACAUACGAAUAGCCACUUCCUAAAACCACACACACUGAGUAAAUAUAAAGUAUUAAUCUGACCUGUUAUGUCAUUUCAAUUGGAUUCAUCAUCACAGCCUGACAAUAAGAUGCUCUUGUUUUGAAAGACGAUGUCUGGGAAAUACUUUAAUUCCUUAUCUUGAAAAUUACUGAAGAAACACAGCAUUUUUAAAGAAGUCCCUCAUUGUUUUGUCUGCUCCAGGUGCACUUCUCCGCCUGAACCAGAGAACUCCAGUGCUUUGUCCUGUCAACAAGAAAAAUAACUUAUUAUAGCCAUCGGGUAUUGCGAAGGCCUUGCGUCCUAUUACGGUCAGGGUCUUCAAAUUCACAGGGAACAUUCUUGGGACGCAGACAUUGGACAAGUUCAAAGAUGGCUAACCUUGACCUAUUUUAAGAUGUCAAAAGUUCACAUUCUGUUUUCUAGUUUUAUGCUCAUACGACCGAGGGUAUUUUAGCAUUGCGUUAUAUUUUUAAAAGCUGAACUAUAUUCCCGCCAGCUUUCUGCUUGCAAUGAAAGUAAAUCCCAUUUGAUCCACCAAGACAAAAAAAAGCAUAAUAAUGACCUGAAUAAAUACAGUGUUUUCAAAGAAGUCCGUUGAUGCUCGUCUGCUCCAGGUGCAUUUCUCAGCAUGAAACAGAGGACGACGGGGCUUUGUCCUGCAAACAACACCCAAAAUAAAUAUCAGAGGUGAACCUCACCAGGUCUUCUUCUUCUGUCAAGUUUAUUGGCACUUUGCAAACCAACAUGGUGCAUUUCUGCCACUGUUUGCGUGUGAAGCAUUAAAGGAGUCUGACAUCCUCAUUGGUUCACUGUAAACAGAAGCCUUUCAAGAAUGAAAUAAAUAACGGUAUUAACCGGUUACCAUUAUUUUAAAUAAAUGGUUAUGUUCUGGAACAUAAAAAAAUAUAGUUUCUGGUUUCGUU